This is a messenger RNA of Effrenium voratum, 1707 nucleotides long. The record is from the annotation of a GenBank genome assembly. NCBI's taxonomy places the organism in Eukaryota, Dinophyceae, Suessiales, Symbiodiniaceae.
AUGGAGGCGUUGACCGUCGGGGAGGAGAUCGGCAAGGGCCGGUUCAAGACGGUGAACCGCGGGGUGCUCAAGGCCUACGCCGUGAACGACGGGGACAACUCGGACCGGGACAUCGUGGUGAUCCGCUAUGCAAAGGGCAACGCGGAGAACUCCAACGAGCUCCAGGUGCUGAAUCGUCUGGCCUUGUUGUCCCACACCGCGGAGAACAUCCCCAAGGUCUAUGGUGCGGCAGAGCAGGGAAGAGACCUGGUGCUGGUCCAGGAGCUGGCGGCUUUCGGGUGCCUCAAGUCCGUGGUCUCGGACCCCCACGAGCUGUGGACUCCGCAGCACGGGCUGCACACCGCCAGGCAGAUCUGCUCGGGCAUGCACGCCCUGGAGGUCGCAAGGGUGGCACACGCAGACCUGGCCUGUAGAAACAUCUUGGUGAAGCACAUGGGCGCGGACCCCGCCAGCAUCUGCGUCAAGGUCACGGACUUCGGGCUCUCCGUGAUGAUCGACGAGGGCAUGGACCACAAGAUCCGGAAGCAGCCCUCCGCCACACGCUGGGUGAGCCCUGAGACGGUGGCACUCCAAAAGCUCUCCCUCCGCGCCGACGUGUGGUCCACCGGGGCCAUGCUGUGGGAGAUCUUCGCGAACGGAAACGUGCCCUGGGUGAACUGGCCCAAGCGGGUGCCUUUGGCCGAGAAGCUGCGGGCCAUGGUGGAGAAGCCGAACUCCGAGGAGGCCGCCUUCGACCCCCGCGCGGAGUUCCCAGCCCAGGAGGGCUACCCGGAGGAGGCGCAUGAGGCGCUGCUGAGCUGCCUCCAGGUGGACGAGUACGCCAGGCCGAAGUUCAACGACUUGGCCAACAGGUACGAGGAGGUGAUUCUGGAGGCGAGCCGCGGCGAGGCGGCCAGCCCCGAGGCCACGGACGAGACGACGUCGCCGCUGUCGCUAGCCUCGGAAGACGCGUCCACGGAGGCGAAAACCCCACGGACGCCAAAGCUGCUGGGCCGCGAGGCGGACCAAGGCGCGAUCCGCAAGGGCCAGGUGGGCCUGUCUCAAGAUGUGCUGACGCUGAUCACGCAGCAGAAGGAGAUGCUUGAGCUACUGCACGAAGAGUUCAAGGAGAUCAGGAGCCAAUCUGCGCCCCGCUCCAGGAUCUCCUCCGUGGGUACGCCUCAACGUGAGCAGCUCAUCCCUCUAGAGGACGGCAAACCCGUGAAGCCCGCCCACGUCAUGGCCAUGACCGGCACACCUGGCGCCUGGACGCUGCGCAGCCUGGUGGGCCCAGACCUCAUGAAGAAGCAGGAGUUCAAGGAGAAGGACGAUGCCUGGCAGGCGUUCAUCUACUGCUCGGACACCAACCAACCCUGCAGCCUGCUGGACCCCUCGGGGGAGACCAGGGCCUCCUCCGGGUGGACGGACGCCAGCCAGUUUGAGCGGGUGCAGCAGGCGGUGCUGGAGGGCUUUGCGGCGCCGAAGGAAGGCCAGGCGCCAGGCGCAUACGGCCACCAGGGCUAUGCCACGCCGCCAGCACCAGUCUUCGCCAUGUCGGCCCCGCAGUUGCCGCAGCUGCUGUCGUCGAUGCCGCAGUCCAUGUCGAUGAAGCAGUUGCCCUCCCAGUUGCCCGCCUUCAUGUCGCCACAGCUGACGCCCACCCUGUCCACACGUCAGCUGCCCGCAUUCAUGUCGCCGCCCCACGAGCCCCGCGUCAUCCGCGGCUGA